AUGUUACGGCGGCUCAUGCCAUAUGUAUUCGCAGGUUUAACAGGUGUUAUUUCGGGCGUCUACAUAUUCAAACCUCUUUUCGAAGAAGCCGCUGCGAAUCAAAAGCCGAUUCCCAUGAACACAUCAACAGCAUCACCUCCCGAGGCGCCAGGGAAACCCCCUGCUCCUUCCCCGUCGCCGCAUCCUUCGGCAAAGUGA
Molecule: messenger RNA, 198 nt
Organism: Suillus paluster
Lineage: Eukaryota; Fungi; Basidiomycota; Agaricomycetes; Boletales; Suillaceae
Exons: 3
Coding region: 1-198 (65 amino acids)
Source: RefSeq, a predicted model, not a curated record